Tarenaya hassleriana is the source of this 910-nucleotide messenger RNA. RefSeq lists its product as uncharacterized. The record is from RefSeq and is a predicted model, not a curated record. Lineage: Eukaryota; Viridiplantae; Streptophyta; Magnoliopsida; Brassicales; Cleomaceae. The coding region runs from base 24 to 545 and encodes 173 amino acids. The transcript has 2 exons.
UUGUCUUUUUUAAAUGCUUUGUCAUGAUGAAGCGGACAAAACCGGGUGCCUUUGGCGAUGAAAUACCAAUACUGCCCCUCAUCCCAUUCGUCGUAAGCGGACAAAAUGGUCAUUUCACGCAAAGCCUAUCCAUCCGCCCACACCCAGAAACCGAGAAAACCACUAGCCACAGCGCCUGCAUAUUUCAAAGCAAUUGUCUUCAAGCAGAAAGCUCACAAGCAGAUCGGAUAUUACCUCAGAAGAAGAAGGAACAAUUAGAGAUGAGUUCGACGAGCAAAACGUGGGUUGUGGCGGCGAGCAUCGGAGCCGUGGAAGCGUUGAAGGACCAGUUAGGCGUUUGCCGGUGGAACUACGCUCUCCGAUCGGCUCAGCAGCAUCUCCGGAACAAGACGAGAUCCGUUUCUCAGGCCAAGAGCCUCUCUUCGUCGUCGUCUUCCUCCUACUCCGCCGCAACCGUCUCGAGCAAGAUCAGGGACGAUAAGGCCAGGCAGGCCGAGGAGUCGCUCAGGACGGUCAUGUACUUGAGCUGUUGGGGUCCCAAUUGAUGAACCACGGACAGCUCAACAAAAAUCCGAAAGAUUACUGAACGAUUUUGCUUCGUGAAGAAGAUGUAUAGAAUGGUAUAACGAUGAGAACGAAUACGAAGAUAACGAUGAAGCCCAAAGGUUUUGGAAUCGGAGAAAUCUAUGGAAUCUAAAUCGUCGCUGUGACUCUGGAACCUCCGUCGAUAAGACGAUUAGAGGAGGGAGCAAAAUAGUGGGCCAAAUGUACUAUUUUCUAUGCUAUAUAUUGUACAGUGGGCUUUUGGGCCCAUUAGUAGGCCCAAUGUAAAUAUGUAUGUAAAACGAUGACGUAUAGUGACACGAAGGAGAUCAAGCCUUACUUUUGAACAGAGUUCUGCUUUCUCUGA